Messenger RNA from Aphis gossypii (cotton aphid), 1615 nucleotides. Its product is annotated as G-patch domain and KOW motifs-containing protein. Bases 125 to 1150 code for a protein of 341 amino acids. NCBI's taxonomy places the organism in Eukaryota, Metazoa, Arthropoda, Insecta, Hemiptera, Aphididae. Gene Ontology annotation, cellular component: spliceosomal complex. The record is from RefSeq and is a predicted model, not a curated record. Gene Ontology annotation, molecular function: nucleic acid binding. Gene Ontology annotation, biological process: mRNA splicing, via spliceosome. The transcript has a single exon.
UGUACGUAUAAACAAAAAACAAAUCGUGGUCGUUACUCGUUACUCAAUCUUAGUCGUUACUCGUUACUCUAUAUACAUCAACUGUUAAGUUUUGUGGUGCAUAAGAAUAUAUAAAUUAGUUAUAAUGGAAGAAGAUACAAAAAAAAUUUCUUUUUCAUUUAAGCAAAUAUCUAAGCCCAAGGUAAUUCCUGUACUUCCAAAACCAGAGAAAGAAGUUGAGUUAAUUGACUGCGUUGAAGAGAAAUCAAUCAAAAUUGCUGGAUUAGUGGAAAAAGUUGAACAGGAAUUAGUCGUACCUAUGCCAAAGUCAACUAAACAGCGACUACUAACCAAGGAUGUGAAAAUCUCAAUACCAAGCCAAUCGCAAGAGAACGGAGCGACAACUCUGGAAGAAAUGGCAGUACAGGCAAUAUUAAAGGGCUGUAAAAAACGAGAAGACGGCGAAGAAGAUGACGAAGAAGAAGAUACAAAAAUAGUUGAAGUACCAUUAAUUCAAGAUCAUCAAGAAGGGAUGGAGAUGUCUACAGCUGAAGAUUAUGAAAGAAUACCUAUUGAUAAAUUUGGAUUGGCUAUGCUUCGAGGUAUGGGUUGGAAACCUACCGAAGGUGUUGGUAAAAAUUCUAAAAUAAUUUCUGCUAGCCUGCCAGAGAUUAGAUCCAAAGGGAUGGGUUUAGGCGCUGAUAAAUUAAUUAAAUCUGUACGAAAAACCCAAGAUUCCGAAGAGGAACUAAAACUCAAAAAAGGAUCUUAUGUACAAUUUAAAGUUGGAAAACUUAAUGGUCUAUAUGGAGAAGUCUGUGGUUUUGAUGAAUUGUCUUCAAGAGUAAUCGUGAAAGUUUCUCGCACUGGGGAUUUAGAAAAUGUAAGUGAAAAUUUAUUUCAAUUAGUUACCAAAAGUGAGUAUGAAAAAAAUUGUAAUGUGAUUAAUAUAAAACAAUAUAAAGAAUAUCAUGAUGAUAUAACUAAAACAAGUGACCAUGGAAACCAAACCUAUCAUCGUGAAAAAAUAAUUAAAGAAAAUAUUUACAGUGAUCAUCGAUCUAGACACCAUAAAACGAAAAAAAGCAAACACUCCAAAUCACCCCAUAGAAAACAUAAAUCUAAUCACAGCAAAUAUAAAAAAUACAAACACAAAAGGUCUUCAUCUUAAUAUACAUUUAGAAUUAUAGAUAAAUUUUUAAUGUUGUUUUAUUUUUUUGUAAUAUCAUUUUAGGGAUAUUUUUUUACAGUUUUUUAGUUCAGGCAAAUAACAGACUGUAUGGCUGUUAAUUUGCUGCCAUAAAUAUUCAUUAAUUAUCAUGACAAUAUUAUUGUUUAUAAAUUAUAAGUAUUUAAAAAAGUGAGUGUUAAGACAACAACUAAUUGUAAUUAAAUUAUGUUAAAUGUAAAAUUUUGAUGUCUGUCACAAAUUAAAAUAUUUCACUACUGAUCCAUUAUUUAAUUCUUUACUAUUUAUUUUAACAUAUUGUAAGACUAAAACAUGUCAAUUGUGGAGAACCCACUACCCUUAUAAAGUACUAAUUAUGUUUACGAUCAAAGGUAUAUUAGGUAUUACCUUAUCUUUGUAAAAUUGUAUUUAAUACCUAAGAAAUUUUGAGAAAAAUUGUAUUUUAUA